Messenger RNA from Lineus longissimus, 1101 nucleotides. RefSeq lists its product as uncharacterized. Gene Ontology annotation, biological process: DNA integration. Gene Ontology annotation, molecular function: nucleic acid binding. Bases 1 to 1101 code for a protein of 366 amino acids. The record is from RefSeq and is a predicted model, not a curated record. Lineage: Eukaryota; Metazoa; Nemertea; Pilidiophora; Heteronemertea; Lineidae. The transcript has a single exon.
AUGAACGCAAUUAUUCCAAAUCUGCCGCAGAUCCCAUGGCACACCCUAGGCUCAGAUAUGUUUGAGCUAAACGGCCAAGAUUACCUAGUCAUCGCAGACUACUACUCAAAGUUCAUAUUGGUCGAACAUAUGACCACCACAACCAGCAGAGCCAUCACGAAUUGCGCACCAAUUUUUUUCGCACUGUUUGGAGCCCCAAACACGAUAAUAUCCGACAAUGGCCCGCAGUACAUUGGAUCAGACUUCCAACAGCUAAUGGCUGAGCUGGGUAUCGUUCACAUUACCAGCUCACCCCAUCACGCGAAAUCUCACGGUUAUAUCGAGAGCGCAGUGAAAACAGCACAGCUUCUCAUCAAAAAAUCGUCUAAAGACACGAGCACCGCCCUGCUGAUGCAUCGUACAACGCCACUGGGACCACAGCAGAAGUCACAGGCAGAGUUGCUAUUUAAUCGUAAAGUAGCCACCAAUCUGCCGAUCCACACAAAAGGAAACAGCAAUGUCUAUCAUCAAGCAUGCCAGGCAGCUCUCCAGAAGAAAUUAGAGGACCUAUACAACCGCAGCGCCAAGACUCUGCCAGAACUUCAAUCCGGUCAACACAUCUUUUAUCAAGAUGUGGCCAAACGUACAUGGUCCCCAGGGGAAAUCAUUGGUUACAGUCCGGAACCUAGAUCGUACACCAUUGAAUGCCUCACCUCAGGAAGACGAUUGAGGAGGAACCGUGUCCUGUUACGCCCUCGACAGGUCACAUUCAACAUUCCAGCCUCAUCUAGCAGCGACGCCAGCCGUAGCUGUCCCGUGGCUAUGCCAAAAAGCCAUGAGAACACUAGCCUCACCUGCACUUGGCCAAAUCAGCCGACCAGGUGUACCCCAGCCACGCCAUCAGCACCAAACCUGCCCAUCGUGGACAAAACACCAGCAGCACACGCGACAACAUCAUCAGCACAUGUGACAACACCAGCAGCACGCGUCGAAGGAUCAUCUACCACACCGAACGUCAAACCAUCGUCUACUCCAGUAAACGUUGAACCGCCGUCGAAUCGCCGAUCCGAACGAACACGGAUUCCAUCACACCGCUACGACGCUAAGGACUAUGUUACAUAA